ACUCUUCCAUCCUGAAUGAAGGGAAUAGAGCAGUUCCGGCAAGCUUUACUGAUCUCACCUCUGAAUUUGUCCGCGCAUCAUGGGCUUGCCUCUGCACUCCUUAGUUUGGCAAAGGAAUCUAUUGAUUCUGGUGCCUUUAAAUGGGGAGCUUCACUCUUAGAGGAAGCGUCGAAAGUGGCUCUAGAAUGUACUUCCAUUGUUGGCAAUAUGUCUUGUUCUUGGAAGCUGCAUGGAGAUAUUCAGCUCAUAUACGCGAAAUGUUUUCCAUGGAUGGAUGAAGGAUUGGGAUCAGGAGCUGAUGAAAAAUCAUUCAGUAGUUCAAUCCUGUCAUGGAAGAGAAACUGCUGCUUAGCAGCCAGAUCUGCUUGUCGCUCCUACCAGCGGGCUUUGCAUUUGUCCCCUUGGCAAGCUAAUGUGUAUACUGAUGUUGCCAUUGCAUCUGAGCUUCUUUUGUCGUUGAAGGAGAACUGUAAAGAUGACAUUAACUCUUGGUUUGUGUCUGAAAAGAUGUGCCUUGGAGGCUUAUUACUUGAAGGUUGCAAUAGCGAGUUUUGGGUAGCCUUAGGAUGUUUAUCUGAUCAUUCUGCAUUGAAACAACAUGCUUUCGUACGGGCGCUGCAGUUGGACGUUUCUCUUGCAGUUGCAUGGGCACAUCUUGGAAAGGUAACUUGCUGCAUUAGUUUCCAAGAUUAUCUGUCUUCAUUUAUCUCUCAAAGCUUUCAGAGUUUAUAGGAGGAAUAAGAGAUA
Messenger RNA from Nicotiana tabacum (common tobacco), 747 nucleotides. The record is from RefSeq and is a predicted model, not a curated record. NCBI's taxonomy places the organism in Eukaryota, Viridiplantae, Streptophyta, Magnoliopsida, Solanales, Solanaceae.